AUGGAAGGCUAUGCUGGUGGUUUUUGCUCUCCCUUCCAUCAAGCUUCUCUUUCAAAGCCUCAUGAAUGGUUGAGAGGUAUUAUGACUCGUGAAAAUUAAGCUAACUAUCUUUUCUUUUUUUUUUCUAUUUUGAUUUGUCAUAUCAUCUUCUCCUUCUUCAUUUCUUGCAAUUAAUACACAUUGUUGACAUGAGAGAUGAAAACCUUGGAAUCCAUAUAGUCUCAAAAGAUAGAGUACAUGACUCUUAUAUAGGAGAGAGGAGAGAUGAGAGAGAGAUAGAUAAUGGGCCAUAGUAGACCUGGAGUCUGAUACUACUAUCGAACACCUCCUUUUAAGUGGAGCAUAUAAGUUAAAUAUGUUCAACUUGGUACACGUGGCGUUGUAGGAGAUACUGGCUAGACUCUUCAUAAAGAUGUCUACAAGUUGAUGAGAUGAUGUUACAUGAGGAGUAAAGAUAAGUCUAAAUAUAACCUUAUCUCGAAUGUAGUAAUAGUCGAUCUCAAUAUAUUUCGUACGCUCAUGAAAGAUGAGAUUACUAACAAUAAAGAUGGCAGCUUGAUUGUCGCAAUACAUAGGUAUUAGGGAGGGAGAAACAAUGCAGAGAUCGUCUAGAAGUGAUCAAAGCCAUACCAUUUUCUACGUUGUCUCAAUCAUGGCUUGAUACUCAUAUUCUGUACUGGAGCAAGACACCACACUCUAUUUCUAGGACCGUCAGGUGACUAGGUUACUGCCGACGUAUGUGUAACAAUCUAAGGUAGACUUUCUGUUGCCCUUGUCAGUUGCAUACCUAGUGUCAGAGUAAGCUGUAAUGUAGAGAUGGCCGUGUCGCCGAUAGAUGAUCCCUUUCCCUAGAGAUCAUUUGAUAUAAGUGAAGACUCGUAGAGCUCCCUCCCAAUGAACUCAUUGAGACUCUUACAUAGACUGGCUCAAGACACUAACCAUGUACAUGAUGUCAAGGCGAGUAAUAGUGAGAUAUAUCAACUUGUCUAACAAUAGUCGAUACCGGUUAGUAUCCUUGAGUAAGGGAGAUGAAGUGUCCUAGAACUAGGGGCGAGCUUCCAUGGAAAGUCUCCAGCUUACACCUAAGGAGACUUAUCUCCUAAAGUAUGUUGAGGGCAUACUUCUGUUGAGUGAGGGUGAGCUUCCCAUCUUGAUAUGCAAACACAAUCUCAAAGAAAUACCAUAGAGUCUCCAAGUCAUGAAUGCUGAAGUGUUGCUGCAAGUAAGCUUUAAUAGUAGAGAUGUUGACCUCAUCACUUCUAGUCACAAGAAUAUCGUUGACAUAGACUGCAAGGAUGACAAGGUUGUCCUCUGUCUUCUUUGUGAGCACGGUGGGGUCCACAGUACAAGAGACGAAGUUGAAAGUGAUGAGUAAACCACUAAAUUUGACGAACCAAACACGUGGACUUUACUUGAGCCCAUAAAUAGUGAUGGCAAGCGGGACCCGUCUCCAUCAGCUCAGGAGACACCGGCAGUCCGAGUUCAGCCCGAUCGAUGCACGAAGACGAAAGAGCCUGGCUUUCACUACACGGCCUAG
Spirodela intermedia is the source of this 1537-nucleotide messenger RNA. Lineage: Eukaryota; Viridiplantae; Streptophyta; Magnoliopsida; Alismatales; Araceae. The record is from the annotation of a GenBank genome assembly.